This is a messenger RNA of Pelmatolapia mariae (spotted tilapia), 2790 nucleotides long. RefSeq names its product prolyl 4-hydroxylase, alpha polypeptide I b (gene p4ha1b). Gene Ontology annotation, biological process: peptidyl-proline hydroxylation to 4-hydroxy-L-proline. The record is from RefSeq and is a predicted model, not a curated record. Lineage: Eukaryota; Metazoa; Chordata; Actinopteri; Cichliformes; Cichlidae. Gene Ontology annotation, molecular function: procollagen-proline 4-dioxygenase activity; protein binding; L-ascorbic acid binding. Gene Ontology annotation, cellular component: endoplasmic reticulum. The transcript has 15 exons. Bases 188 to 1840 code for a protein of 550 amino acids.
UGUGAGUCUGCACGUAGCAUCCAGCCCCAUCCUUUUAGAAAUACAGCCCGAACCACCAGAUAGCCAAUAGUGCACCGAAUCAUCACAGACAGGAAGAGCCACCGGACCGAGUCUCCAUCUUCAGACCGUUAACUUCACUGAAUCGGUGUGGGCUUCAGGGAGAGACCCCGACGGCUUCUGCUACAGGAUGCUCUCGAUUAGAAUGGAGCUGCCGUGUUAUUGUUUAUUGCUGCUGAGCUGCCUGCAGUCGCUCUCAGCCCACGCUGACUUCUUCACUUCUACAGGCCAGAUGACAGAUCUGUUGUACACAGAAAAAGAUCUUGUCACCUCUUUGAAGGACUACAUCAGAGCAGAGGAGAGCAAACUAGAGCAGAUCAAACGGUGGGCUGAAAAAUUGGAUUUCUUGACAGUUACUGCCACGCAGGACCCUGAAGGCUUUCUGGGACACCCUGUGAAUGCCUUCAAACUGGUGAAGAGGUUGAACACAGAGUGGGGGGACCUGGAGAGUCUUGUGCUCCGUGACACCACUGGAGGAUUUAUUUCCAACCUGACCAUCCAGAGACAGCACUUCCCAACUGAUGAGGACCAGACCGGAGCUGCCAAAGCUCUCAUCCGGUUACAAGACACUUACAGACUUGAUGCCAACACCAUCUCUACAGGAAACUUACCUGGAGUGAAAUACAAGAGCCACAUGACAGCAGAGGACUGUUUUGAGCUGGGGAAAAUUGCCUACUCCGAUGCCGAUUACUACCACACAGAGCUGUGGAUGGCCCAGGCCCUGAAACAGCUCGAAGAGGGAGAGGAGUCCACUUUAGAUAAGGUGACAGUGAUCGACUACCUCAGCUACGCCAUUUACCAGCAGGGGGAGAUGGAGCGUGCAAUGGAGUAUACAAAGAGGUUGAUUGAACUGGACCCAGAGCACCCGCGUGGCAAGAGCAACCUGAAGUACUUUGAGUUUCAGUUGGAGAAGCAGAAAAAGGCUGCAGAGGAAGAAGCUCCAAAACAGAAGGAGCGCGAGAAAAGAGAAACAGCUGAGAAGAAGAAGAAGAAGCAGAAGAAGUCCAAAAAGGCUUUCUCUCUGAUCCCAGAAAGGGAGAAAUAUGAGAUGCUUUGCCGUGGAGAGGGUAUCAAAAUGACGCCUCGUAGGCAGAGCAGGUUGUUCUGUCGUUACUACGAUAACAGUCGUAACCCCAGGUUACUGCUGGCGCCCGUCAAACAGCAGGAUGAGUGGGACCGCCCCUACAUUGUUCGCUACCUUGACAUCAUCUCUGAUGCAGAAAUUGAGAGAGUCAAGCAGCUGGCAAAACCACGACUACGCAGGGCAACCAUCUCCAACCCCAUCACAGGAGUGCUGGAGACAGCUUCUUACAGGAUCAGUAAAAGUGCUUGGCUCACUGAAUAUGAUGAUCCAAUGAUUGAAAUGAUCAAUGACAGAAUUGAAGGUAUCACUGGGCUUGAAAUGGACACUGCAGAAGAGUUACAGGUUGCAAAUUAUGGUGUUGGAGGUCAAUACGAACCUCACUUUGACUUUGGAAGGAAAGAUGAGCCAGAUGCCUUUAAAGAGCUGGGAACUGGGAAUCGUAUUGCAACGUGGCUUUUCUAUAUGAGUGACGUAUCAGCAGGUGGAGCCACAGUAUUCCCAGAUGUUGGUGCAGCAGUUUGGCCUCAAAAGGGUACUGCAGUGUUCUGGUACAAUCUGUUUGCCAGCGGGGAGGGAGACUACAGCACUCGACAUGCAGCUUGUCCAGUGUUGGUGGGCAACAAGUGGGUAUCAAACAAGUGGAUUCAUGAAAGAGGCCAGGAGUGGAGGCGACCUUGUGGCCUAAGUGAAUCUGAAUGAUUGUCCUCAUCACCUUCGUGCCCCUCUCUUCCCCUCCUUGUGAAACACCCAGGACUAAAGAACUCUGCUGCAGAUCACAGCGUGAUGAUGGAUACACAUGGAUACAAAGAGUCUAAAUGGCUCACCUCCUUUCUAUAAACACUGACUUGUGUUUUUUUUUUCCUCUCGCUCUCCACUUGUUAGUCAGUUUCAGAGACUGUUUUGGUUAAUGUCAAACUCCUGGACUGUAUUGGCAUUAAGGUGCCAAGGUGACAUGUUCAUAAGGUUUGUUGGAUGGUUUUGAGAAACACUUGAGCCCCUUUGUUUGCACUCUGAAUGAACCUUAUAAAAUACUAAACUGCAUCAGAGAUCUUCGUCUUUCCUGACAAGUCAGUUUGAUGUUCAGGUUGAGCUUUCCCUGGCAAACACUCCAAAGAAUUGAAAAUUAUGACCAUAAUCCAGGAUUGUGGGGGUUUUUUGGUGGAAAAAUAAACACUUUAUUCCCUGUAAGCUGUGUAAAGAUCCAGAACUGGUUUUAGUUACUUGCAGUCUAUGCAGUACAUUAUCACAUGUUGCUGAUCUUCCUAAAUGCCACUGUUUAUCACUCAUUGUUGCAAAAUGUAUUGUGCACACAUGCAUGGGUACACUUACAGAGAGGUGCAUACACCCCGAUACUGCAUAACAGUAAUUUUAUAUUUAUGUGUUUUUCCUGGAUUUAAUCCUCAUUGUCUUAGUGUUAUGUGAGGGGGAAAAAACAAGCAGAUGCACUACAUUUUCCCAUAACGGAGUCAAAUAGUGAUUCUUUAGGGUAGGUUUGGAAGAGUGUGACCAAUGCUUUCAGUGUAUAUAAUGUGUUGGGUUUUUUAAGAAAGAGGCAUUUUAUUUAUAUGUCCUAAAAACAAUUUUAUGUUGUUUAUGCUUUAAAUUGAAAAAACAGUGUUUUCUUUUUUCUUUUCUACAAUAAACUACGU